GAUUUCCCGUUCCCACUCUGCCCUGCACUGCUCUGCCCUGCACCGCCCUGCCCUGCAUCGCCCUGCCCUACACCGCUGCUGCCCGAAACUCAGGGAGUGAAUGGCGGGUGUAGCGGCAGUAAGCGGAACACCUGCGGGGCCAGGUCCCGCCGAGUCCGAGUCCGAGGACGCCUGCAGCUGCCGCUGCCCGGAGCACAGCGACCGCCCGGCGGAGCUCUUCUGUCGCCGCUGCCGGUGCUGCGUGUGCGCGCUUUGCCCGGUGCUGGGUGCGCACCGGGGCCACCCUGUGGGCCUGGCUUCAGAAGAGGCGGUGCACGUGCAGAAAGUCAUCCAGGAAUGUUUAAAGCAGCUGGCAGCCAAGCAGCAGCAGCAAGUCGACAACAGGAGCCAGAUAGAAGAUGCUGCCGAGCAGCUCAAGGCUCAUGCCGAGUCCAGCAAAACCUGGCUGACGGGGAAAUUCACCGAACUCAGAUUACUACUUGAAGAAGAGGAAGCGCUGGCUAAGAAAUUCAUUGAUAAAAAUGCCCAGCUUGCCCUCCGGGCGUACAGGGAGCAAAUCAAGUCUUGCGAGGACCGAAUCGAUGUCUUGAACAGUCUCUCUCACAGGGUCUGGAGCAUCAGCCAGGAGACCAGUCCUGUACAGCUGCUACAGGAGUUCACGGCCACUGAACCGGAGAUGAAGCAGCACAUGACCUUGGAGGAGCAGCGACACCCUGUGCCCCAAUCCUUUGAGCCCGUCAAGACCUUCUUCAAGGGUCUCAUGGAAGCCAUGCAGAGCAUGAGGCAGACGCCACUAGAGGCUCGGUUGAAGGAAAACAUGAGCAGCCACCUCUCCAGCUUCUCCAGCACCAAGGCGGAUCCCUUGUUGAAAAUCCAUCCCUCACCAGAGCGCACGCUCUUCUUAAAAUUUGCGCGCACGCCCACGCUGGAGCCCGACACGAUGCACGGGCGCCUGCGCCUCUCAGAGGACCUACUGUCGGUGAGAAGCGCCCUCUUCUGUCGCCGGGGCUCUGCGUCCUCGCUGCGUUUUGAUGAGCUGUGGCAGGUGCUGGGCCGCGACUGCUUUGCAGCGGGCCGCCACUAUUGGGAAGUGGACGUGCAGGAGGCAGGCUGUGGCUGGUGGGUGGGCGCGGCCUACGCCUCCCUGCGACGCCGCGGGGCCUCCGCUGCGGCCCGCCUGGGCUGCAACCGCCAGUCCUGGUGCCUUAAGCGCUACGACCUGGAGUAUUGGGCCUUCCACGACAGCCAUCGCAGCCGUCUGCGGCCCCACCACGACCCCGAUCGGCUGGGCAUCUUCCUAGAUUACGAAGCCGGCAUCCUCGCCUUCUACGACGUGUCAGGCGGCAUGCGCCACCUCCACACCUUCCGCGCCUCUUUCCAGGAGCCGCUCUACCCUGCCCUGAGGCUCUGGGAAGGGACCUUGAGCAUCGCCAGGCUGCCCUAGGGGCUGCGAUUGUAGUGAUCGCCUUAGGCUUUCCAGGACUCUGGUCACACCGACCGAAUCGUGGGUGGUUCGCUGCCUACUCUAUAAGCACACCUAUUGUCUCCCCGACCAGCCAUGCCAUGUGCUUUAACAGUUCUCUCUUAGGUUUCGAAUAUGCCUUAAACUCAGGUCCUCUGCUGCUGCUCUCUCAGACCUCCCCGCCACUGCCACUGCACUUAACGCUACACUGCUUUUAGUCCAGGUUCCUGAAAGGACACACUUGCAGGUGAGCCCUAAGCAUUCUGACACAAUACAUCAUCCUUAGCCUCAAACUUCUCUCAUACAGAAGCCAGAAACACCUGGCACAUAGUAGGUGCACAAUAAAUACGUGUAUAAAUGA
Molecule: messenger RNA, 1823 nt
Organism: Artibeus jamaicensis (Jamaican fruit-eating bat)
Lineage: Eukaryota; Metazoa; Chordata; Mammalia; Chiroptera; Phyllostomidae
Gene: TRIM14
Product: tripartite motif containing 14
Exons: 6
Coding region: 101-1444 (447 amino acids)
Molecular function (GO): protein binding; zinc ion binding
Source: RefSeq, a predicted model, not a curated record